This is a messenger RNA of Aedes aegypti (yellow fever mosquito), 1753 nucleotides long. RefSeq lists its product as uncharacterized. The transcript has 6 exons. Lineage: Eukaryota; Metazoa; Arthropoda; Insecta; Diptera; Culicidae. Bases 671 to 1627 code for a protein of 318 amino acids. The record is from RefSeq and is a predicted model, not a curated record.
GAGUGGGUACAUAAGAAGGUAUUCGUUGGUUACAAAUUCAAAUAAUCAUGGAUUGCUUCGAUUGCAACAACUUCCGAUUUUGCAACUCGGAAGAAGCAAAAAAAAACAAAAGAGUGAAGCCACCACGGGAUAUGAUUUUAAUCAUAUGUUAAGUCAAGCAGAUCCGUCCAUUGCUAAUCAGUCGCAAUCCGUGAUCAACAAAAACCAGCCGAUGGUUCCAAAGCCUCUUUCUGUAGUAUCGCGAAUAUUGUCUGUUUCAUUCACAACAAAACGCGCCGCCAACUUUCGAACAGACUGAAAAAAAUCAUCGCCAGCAAACCAAUCAAAGGAGGUGCUUUGCUUUUGUGUUGGCAAGACUGGGGAAACGUCAAAUGCCAGAAAAUAAAUCAAAGGAGGUGAUUUGCCAUUGUGUUGGUAAGACUGGUGUAACGUCAAAUUCACAGCGGUUGCUUGGCUGGCGACGAUUUUGGCGACGGUUUCACCGGCGACGAUUACAAAUCGUCGCGUCCGAUAGGGUGCAAAAUUUACAAUAGUACCCGGCAAGACAUCACAACGACCACUCCAGCAGAAUCCUGUCGAGCAAGAACAGCUGCAGAUCAUCACAUCUGUAAUUCCAGUCGAAUCCAGCAUUCCAGUCGCUUCUUCUAUUACGGCUGCCGAAGUUGGCAACAUGCAACAAGUCAUCGAUCAAUCUGAGGUGUCCCUGCUCAGCGGAUCAGAGGUUGCCGUUUUGUUGGAAAAUGCUCAAGAAAUAGGACAGAACACGCCAGCUUCACAUGAGGAAAUCAGCUACCAUGCUGAAUAUAUGGCUAAUGAAGGACAGCUACCGAUCGGAAACUUGGAAAACAAUAUCAUCCAAGUGAUCUCAGAGAAAAUCGAGAAGGCGAGUGAUUGUAUUAUCCAUGCCAUUACAAGUAAAAUUGAGGCAUCUCUCGCCAAAUCUGUUGCGGCAAUAAAAAGCGACUUUGAUCUGAAGAUGCAAGCAGCCCUGCGUGUCCGACACGAAAAUACGGAAAUGGAUCCGAAAUUCAAAUUUUCGCCGGUAGCAACUGUAGAAGAAAUCAGGCAACUGGAAACGGAUUUGGCUGAUGAAUCCAAUCAGAACAAACUUAUAAAUUACAUGCGGAAAAUCAUUGGCCCGAACGGAGACACUUGUAACGGUCAAAACAUGUCUUACUUACUCGUGGAUUGCUUGUUCGAACGACAAGUUCUGAUUAAUUGCUCCUGGAGUGGAGGAAGCAAAUCGAAUCUUCCAAAAUUUGCAAUGAAAGAUUGCAAAAAUAUAUUGGAUGUGUUCUUUACAAUUGUCCACAACGUAAAUCCUACAUUUUCGGUAAAAUUACUGGAGGACUUUUUCAAACAGAUUUUGCGAAACGCAAAAACUAGCUGUCAAGCAAAGGGAUUGCGACAAUCUACAAUCCAUCGACGGGUAAAAAAAGGAAAAAAGCAUGCUCGAGAUGAAAAUCUUGACUACCGUGAUGAUCAUAUUUCAACACAUGGAUUGAAGCACGAGUCUAUCGACCUUGAUGUUUCCGACAAUCAAGACCAGGAUGAAUCAGAGGUGAACAUUGAUGAUGAAAACGACAAAGAAAACAUCAUGGAAGACGAAGACAGCUUCGAUGAAUGAUUGAUAGCGAUUUUUGAUCUGCGGCUAUUAAUACUUAACUCUAUUUAUGUGACCUAAUCUUCCAUUGUUAUGUGAAUUGACGGGAACAAUUUUUCAUUUAGUUUCUUGUAUUUUUUAUAUCUAUCU